GCACGGUCGAGGGGCCUUCUUUUGUCUUCCGACUUGCGGAACCCCUCCGGUCUCGUUCAAUUGGGGAAACAAAACCACUUCUGCAUCCCACCACCUUCGCUUGAACGCACGCCUUCUAGUCCGAUGGAUGAUGCGCCCGCAGAGAAACAGUUGAAGCAGAACAGGUCCAGCAGUAAUCGAAAACCAGAGGAAACCAUGUCGAAGCUUGCACCGUCGCUCAAGGCGCUCAUCAACGCGCCGUUCGCCCGUCCCGGCCAGACGGCUGCGCCGUCGCAUAUUCGCGAGGUGUACCAAGCCAUCGCUAAGGAUGCGGCAUCAAAAAAUGUCGGCGCAAAGCCGUGGCUAGCAAUUUCGGCCGCGGCAACCUUCACACUCAACUCUCCCGACUCUCUAGAAUCCCUCUACAGUGUCGCGUCUUCCUCCGGCCGCCCCGACAAGCGCGAGACUGCCGAGUUCAUUCGAGAAAUCGGGCUUAAGUGCAUCAGCUUCAACGGCAUUCCACGCACUAUCAACUGCCUCAACGCCUUCUACGCUAGCCUCCCCAAGGACGUGACGGCACAAUUGGAGACGAAGCCGACGCGAACACCAAACGCGCAAAACAUCGACGCCAUCACAGUACGCGGCCAGGGCCUGUGGGACUCCAUUUACGCCCCCUUCGAGGUCAAGCUCUACGAGAAGCUGGCGCAAUCGCACCCGGAUCUUCCGGUCCACAUUCUCCACAGCCACUAUGCGGGUUUGUUGUCGGAACCCAAGGAGCGGGGAGGUCUGGCCAGCGUCGGAAGAGUGCUGACUUCGAUGAUUGCCAUUUCAUGCUUGCGAGCACAAACCGGUGUCGGCCCGCAGGUUCUUUCGCACGUUUUCGGCUUGAGGAAGGGACUUGAGGACGGCACAUACAAGGCGGACAACCAGGAGGACAUUCAAGGUGCGGAGUGGUUGGCCAGCGAUGAAGGCAGCGAGUGGAUUUUGAAGUCGGUUGAUACUAUUACGGAGGCCAUCGGCGGAGCUGCGAGGUCAAACUUCGCUCCAGGACGCGAGUCCAAGUUGUAG
Molecule: messenger RNA, 1047 nt
Organism: Colletotrichum tamarilloi
Lineage: Eukaryota; Fungi; Ascomycota; Sordariomycetes; Glomerellales; Glomerellaceae
Exons: 2
Source: RefSeq, a predicted model, not a curated record